AUGUUUAUGAAAAUGAGAUCUGAUAAGUCGCAGUCGGCAUACAAAAGCUGCUGCAUUUCAUGAGGGCAGAUGUGGGACCAAAUAGGGUGGGUUUGCUCUGAGGAAAUGCAAGCAAAGAGCAACAAUUUCAAACAAAAUUGUGAUGACAGAAGAAAAUGCAAUAACUACACCAACACACUUAAAGAAUUGGCUCAGAUGUUACCCAUACCACUAAGGACCAGUUGUAAGAGGUUGACCAAGAAAGAAAUCCUGCUCCGAGUCCUUCGCUACAUAGAACAUCUGCAGACCAGCAUCGAUAGAGCCAGGUCACUGCUCCAAGGUCGUGGUGAGGAACAAAAAGCAGCUGGAUCUCAGCCGGUGGCGAUACCUGCCCUGAAGAGAGAGCGCAGAGAAGUCACACCACGGGCAAAAAAUCCCAAGCCCCUGGCUGUCUACAAGAAACCCAGAAAGAGGAGACGGAUGCGCAAAUCAGAUCGGUGUGGUGGUGUGAACAGGAAAGUGUGCAAGUCCCUUGCUCUGGAGGCUGGAAAGGACUCUGCCCAUGCUGUGCCACACCUGGAGGAAGAGAGUCUGCCUGAUGUGGGAGAUGUGUCUUCUAUACUUUCAUCCUUCCAGAAGCCAUCCACUUCCUUUCCCAAUUUUAAAGUUCCAUUACCAGAGCCUAACCAGACUGCAAACGCUAAUCUUCUGGAUCUCACCAAAAUUGGAGUCCCGUUUGAUCACGCAGGCUGGAAUUUUGAUGGUGACAAGGAAUAUAAGGAUGAGAAUACAUUUUCUGUGUACAAAGCACAAAUGGCUUACAAUAAACUGCAUCAAUACAGUGGGGGGCCUGGACACACAUUAGUGAGACAAGAGCUCGUGCACUAUCACUCCUCUUGUGAAGAAGAGGAGGAGGAAGGACCCACAGCCAGUCCUUGGCUCUCCAUCCAAUCCCCUUUGAAGUUCUCUAGUGGUAACUUGCAGCUGUCUUCCCCUGGGAUUGGAACCCGGAGCCACAGCUGUUCCGAUUUGGGGUUGAGCCCUUCGCUUUUCUCCUCCCCUGCUCGGCUGCUCCCCCCGCACAUCCUCCAAGGUGUUCCGGAGGAGCUUUCUCCAGUAUUAUUCGAAGAUGCGUAUUUGUCCCCUCAGUGCAGCAGCUUUUCGCACACCCCUGCUGGAACGCUGUUGAGAAAGUCAGCGUUCACGCUGGAUCACUGUUACCUUUCCUACAGCGAAGCAGGUAAAACGGAGUCCAGCCCCAUGUCAAGAGUGAAUGAAAUAUUAUCCUCGUGGAGCGAACAAAUCCAAGAGGAGCCGCCCCCGGUGAGAGCCGAAGGCCCCGGCUCCUCCAGCGAGGAGAACAGCGACAGCACCUGGACCCCCUCCUUCCCCAGGGCCAAGGCCUUGCCAGGAGGCCCCCGGAGGAAGAAGAAGAAGAAGAACAGGAAGAAGCAGAAGCAGAAGAAGAAGGUGGCCGGGGCGGGCAGGAGAGCCCGGCGUCCCCCGGCGGGCGCUGAGAAACGCAGCAACGCCUCCUCGCCCCCCCUGCAGCUGAAGAAGAAGUGCGUGAACGGCUUCAUCAUGUUUUGUCGCCUGAACCGCAAGCACUUCAUCCGCACUUGCCCAGGCAUGGCUUCCACUGCCGCUACAAGGGAGCUGGCCCAGCUGUGGCGCAUGAUGACAAAACAGGAGCGGAAGCCAUAUUGCAUGAAAGCUCGCCGAUUCAGUCGCCUCAACAACCGAAUUGUGAGAGACGACUUCUCCAGCGGCGAUGAGGAAGCGGAACCGCCCAAACCCUUCCACCUGCUGCUUGCAGAGAAAUCCAUUCCUGGCACCCAGACAGUGGGCAACGUCUCUUUGUUAGGCUGUAUUCCAUGAUUCUUCCCCGCUGGGAUGGUAACGUAUCUCUUAUUCAGUGGGGUCUGGAACAUUCUCUCUGCCGAUGAGGUUGGACCUUCCCUACCCAGGGUUCUGCAGUAGAGCGUGUGCCUGCUCCAUUUCAGCAAAGUAUCAAGCAACAAGAGCUUUACUUGGUCUCGUUGACAGGGGGAAUGUAGAGAAGCAACAACAAGGAAGGAGGCCAUUUGCCCUGUUUCUCCCCAAAACAUCAGCUUUCCCCAGCUAUUUUCCUUGCUAUUUUCCUUGUACCAUAUCCCACCACCAAAGUUUCAUCUGUCGUUAGGCAUUUGGGUUUCCCGAGCAGAACGAAGGUUAUCAGUAGAUGGAAUGGGUUUUUCCCCCCAUAUUUCCAGAUGUUCCAGUCACUAAGGUCCUACAUAUGCGUGUUCUAUGUCCAAAAUGGAUCUCUAGUGAUCUUGAACAAAGCAGGAUCAACUGCAGGCAGGAAACGGGAGGAGGAAGGGGAACCACCAGCUCUAGAUGACAGGACCAUGUGGGUCUAUUUGAGAACAUGCCAAGUUUGAGAUUUUAUAUUAACUUUUAUCCUUGAUCUAAAAGCACAAAUGAAUUUGAAAGGAUCUGCUUUUAAAAAUAAUUUUAAUGGGCUGGAGACAAACAUCUAAGAUGUAUAUUUAUUGUCUGAGCUUUUAUCUGCCCUUCGUCGCCCACAGCUCGGUGCCAUAGAUGUUCUCAGAUCCACCCCACCAGUUUAGUUACCAGCAGUUUAGUUCCAUAUUUGGGGAGUACAAAUGGAAUUUUUGAGGUCCAUACAGGCUCGCUUGUUCCACACCAAGUUUCAGGCUUUAUCACAUAGUAAAUGGUUUCUAGAUGUUUUAAACUUUUAACUGAGGCAAGUCCAUUUCAGAGCUUGCUCUGGGUGGCAUUGAGUUCCCACUGACCCCGUUAGGUGGGCCAGUACCUCAGAAUCCUAAAGGAGGAAUGAACCUGCAGGUUUGCUUUUGUUCAAGGAGAGUUAAGAAGUUUUAAAGAGACGAAACUGGUUCUGAGCUAAGGAGGGUUAAUGCCUCAUAUUGAGAAGGGAGAAUUUUGUCUUUAGGAGGAGCUUAAAUCAGACUCUUAUAUUUCUGGUUGGUUUGGGUUUUGUUUCGGUGGAAUGCUGAGUCACCCCUUUCCUCUUGUCGAUUGUGUCCUCCAUACACGGAUCAAUUUGUGUUUGAAAUACUGUUUUAAGCUUCAAUGGAUCUUUCCAUUGUUUUUACCUAUUUAUAUAUU
This is a messenger RNA of Pseudonaja textilis, 3111 nucleotides long. Lineage: Eukaryota; Metazoa; Chordata; Lepidosauria; Squamata; Elapidae. The record is from RefSeq and is a predicted model, not a curated record.